GAGCAUCUCUGUCUGCUCUCAACAAACUCUUGGAAAAUAAUGGAGCUCAAACCAACCUCCAACAAUGGCCAUAGCUCAACCCCUGAACCAAACCUCGACCUUCCAAACCCUAGCAAUGGCGAAACCCACAAAACCCACGACCCCCAUUUCUUCUACGAAGACAUUGACAGCAACUGCUCCACCCCUUACGUCAGCGCUCCCUCCAGCCCCGGCCGCGGACCCAUCAGCGGUUUCUUCUACAGUGCACCGGCGAGCCCAAUGCACUUUGUCCUCUCUUCAAAUUCACUCAACUCACCCAACUCUUCUUCGUUUGAUACGGCGGCGUCGGAGUUCGAGUUCUCAGCUCGAUUCGGGUCGAAUGGAUCUACUGCGACCGGGCCGAUGAGCUCGGCAGAUGAGCUGUUCUUGAAUGGAAAGAUCCGGCCCAUGAAGCUCUCCACCCACCUGGAAAAGCCCCAGGCGCCGUUGCAAGCUGUCAACGAGGAAGAUGGGGAUGAUCUAUUCGAGUUCGGGCCGCUGAGAGGCAGAGAUCUGAGGAUGAGGGACAAGUCUCUGCGGCGGAGAACGAGAUCCAUGUCUCCGAUGAGAAACAUGCCCUUUGGUUGCGAGAUUUACGGCGAAAAUGAAAUCAGUAAUAAUGACUGUUGCUUUGCGAAAGAUCCGAAGGAGGGUGAUUUGGGGAAGAAGAAGAAGAAGCCGGAGAAUGGUGAGGAGGAGGAGGAGGAGGAGGAAGAGGAGGAGGAAGAAGUUGGGAGCUUGGAGACUACUCCUUCGGUGUCGGCUUCGUCUUCAAGAUCAUCCUCAGCUGGAAGAAACUCGAAAAGAUGGGUGUUUCUGAAAGAUUUUCUCCACAGGAGUAAAAGUGAAGGGAGGAGUAACAACAAAUUCUGGGCCACAAUCUCAUUCUCGAGUAGUGGUAAGGAGAAGAAACCCAUGAAGGGAGGGAGUCAAAAGGAGUCUUUGAAUUUGGGGACGGAGCCCGCGACCCAGAAAGCGAAGGGGGCAAGUGGGUCUGCUCCGGGGAAGAAGCCGGUGGCCGGGAAACCAGCCAACGGAGUCGGGAAGCGGCGGAUGGCUCCGUCGCUUCACGAGCUGCAUUACACUGCCAACAGAGCUCAGGCGGAGGAAAUGAGGAAGAAGACUUACUUGCCUUACAGGCAAGGAUUGCUUGGAUGCUUGGGUUUUAGCUCAAAGGGGUAUGGAGCUGCCAUGAGUACUGGGUUUGCUAGAGCACUAAACCCAGUCUCUUCCAGGUAAAAAGAA
Rosa rugosa (rugosa rose) is the source of this 1263-nucleotide messenger RNA. RefSeq lists its product as uncharacterized. The transcript has a single exon. The coding region runs from base 40 to 1257 and encodes 405 amino acids. Lineage: Eukaryota; Viridiplantae; Streptophyta; Magnoliopsida; Rosales; Rosaceae. The record is from RefSeq and is a predicted model, not a curated record.